AUGCUGAUGCACCCAUCGCGCGCCGCGCGCCGCAACCACAGCUGGGUCGAAGUGACGCGAGUGGCGGCCGACUGCCUCGGCCUCCGCUAUCCUGAUGGCACACCGUUUGCCGAGGGAGCUUCCCGCGGCUUUCCCGACGACACCGGAGAGGGCGUCCACCGAGGCGACUACGGCUUGGGCCUUGGCACCGGGGAGGCGACCAACUCGAGCGCCGACCUUUUCCCAUAUGCGCUUGGCAUCCCGUGCUCGCGAAGCAACUUUGGCUGCUACCACCCCGGCGACAAGCUGUACUGUACGCGAGCCAUGGCGAGAGGGUACGACUCGAUCCAGAUCAUGCGUGGUCGUGGGGGGCUGCGCCGCAACACACCGAAAAGAGAAAAACCGCACCCGCGGCUGGCACAGGAGGCGGCGCGGCACGCCGACGAGCUGCUGGCGGAGGUCGAGGCUGAGAAGCGCGCCAAGGGCAAGAAGGGCAAGAAGAAGAAGAAGGGCGGAGGGGCGGGCGCGGCUGGGCCGUCGCAGGAGGCGGAGGAGGGUGCCGAGGCGCCGUCGGAGGCAGCUGAGGCCGCGAAGAAGGCCGAGGAGGAGAGAAUGAUGAGGCUUCUCGAGAAGUGUCACGAGGAGCGGAUGCGGUUCGGCAUCACGGCGGCGAGCCAGGCAGCGGCGUCGGCAGAGGCCGACUCGGCGCUUGAGGGGCGCGAGACGGAGCUUCAGGCGGCGAUAGGCGCUGCAGAGGCCACGGGAAUUGCUGCGGGCGCGGCGAGGGCCAGGGCGGACGCUGCCAGGGAGGCUGCGGAUGCGGCCCAAAGCGAUGCCGUUGCAUAG
Emiliania huxleyi CCMP1516 is the source of this 825-nucleotide messenger RNA. RefSeq lists its product as hypothetical. The transcript has 4 exons. Lineage: Eukaryota; Haptophyta; Isochrysidales; Noelaerhabdaceae. The coding region runs from base 1 to 825 and encodes 274 amino acids. The record is from RefSeq and is a predicted model, not a curated record.